AUGAAUGGAAUUAAUCUAAGUGGAAGUGAAAGAGAAAAUGGAAAUGAUACAGAAGAAAGUGAAGAAGGAGAAGAAAUGAUAGUAUUAGGAGGAUAUAAUCCUUGUACAUGGAAAAAUUCCAAUAAAUUAAAUAAUAAUAGUAAUUUUCUAGAUAGUUUCAUAUUUUCGUUUAAUUUAAGAGGAGAAGGAGGAGGAGAAGAUUUAAGAAAAGAAGCUAAAUUAAGUAGAAUUAAAAUUAAAGAAGAAGCUAUUUAUUGUUCCACAUUAAAUGGACCAUGUUUUGGAAGAGGGGAUCUUUGGAUGACAGGAAAAUUUGGAUCAUCAAAAAGGACUUCUUAUGAAUUUAGUAUUAUUGAUCAAGUGAAUUUUUUUGCUGAAGAUUAUGAAGUAUUUCAGAUUAAGAAUAUUUAA
Molecule: messenger RNA, 411 nt
Organism: Diversispora eburnea
Lineage: Eukaryota; Fungi; Glomeromycota; Glomeromycetes; Diversisporales; Diversisporaceae
Source: the annotation of a GenBank genome assembly